AUGCCUUUUUUCAAAGAUCUGCGCAGGCGAUCCAAGGCCAGCUUCCGGACCUCCGACUCCUCAACAGAUUCCAAUGGUACGGUACCAACUGCGAAAUCUUCGUCUACCUUGAACUCCGUACGAGGCAGUACAACGCCGCCCUCGACAUAUCAUGCCAAUGGCUCCUCCUCAAAUGUGCUGGCAACAGCAAAGACAAAUGGUGACAGUCCGCCGCCCGUCCCUCAACGGCCGAGCGUUAUGCUACCGAGCCCCUCGAAUCGGAACAGCAUGAUAGCGCUGUCGCCAUCAGGUUCGAACGGUACAAUACGAUCCCCUCUGCCUACCUCUGCAUACGCUCCCAAAAUCACGUCAAUCUUGGACGGCUCUGUGGUCUACAAUAAAGUGCUCUUAAUUAAUGGCGAGAUCGGAGACCCGAACACGAAAGCCUUGGACGGUAAUCUGACUGUUCAUCACGAUAAGGACGGGCAAGCCUUUGCACCCACCAACUGGCCAGUAUCAGGCUCGUAUUUCAAGGCUCUCGUCUGCCUGUCCCCCGGAUGGAACAGAGUACGAUUCGACUUCACCUCACCCAAACUCAGUUCCGUCAGCAGCGCCUCCUCUGCCACAGCACACAAUUCCUACAUCAUGCUGAACUAUUUACCCUUGAACAGUGCCCCGCCAUUACAGCUAGUCAUCCUUGCAGGCAAGGAUUCACCCUGCACAUACGAUGCAGUCCCUCAACGCAUAGAAAAUGAAGGCAACGACCUCAACACGGCCAUCAGGAAAUUUCGAAUGGCCGCUCACUUGUGGCAGGCUUUCACAGCUGAACAAAUGUACAGACAAAAGUUCGGUCGACGAUGCUUCAGGUUUGAGGAAGAGUGGCAGACUGGCACACUUUCCAUGCGUGAUUGGGAAACAGGCCAGAUGAAGAACGAGACCAGGGUCCAUGUCGUACGAUCGGAGAAAACCACUGCAGAACUGCGCGAUUUGCAGCGUGCACAGCAACACGCACCGGCCGAGAACAAGGGUGAUCUUUACUCAAUUGCUGCAGAUGCGAUCAAGAAAUAUUUCAAUAUCCGACCGGGUCAGAAGCAGUAUGUGGCUUGCCUCCUGCUGGACUCGCAUUGGGAUCCGGAAGCCAACACGAUACUUGGUCACGCUGCAUUGGGUGGCACUGGAGAUGAUCUCGGUCUGGCAAUCUUCGGCUCUCACGCCUUACAGAGUUAUCCUUCUUGCAUCGAAGAGGUUGUGCCGGCUUUCAUGGAUUGCACCAAGACAGACACCCAGUUCGUGGCAAACGACUGCAACGAGUCUGGUAGCAGCUGGGAGGCUGCCAACAUCGGCAUUGGUGCGCAUCUACACGAGGUUGGCCACUUAUUCGGCUGUCCACAUCAGGAGAAUGGCGUUAUGCUGAGAGACUAUGUGCGACUCAAUCGAACUUUCGUAGUUCGAGAGGCAUACUCAACAAGAACCAAGUCGCCAGGACUCAAAGUCUGUCGUCAGGAAGACGAAUGUGCUUGGCAUCGACUGGACGCGUUGCGGUUCAGAUACCAUCCAUGUUUCAGGCUCCCAAGCGAUGAACCUCUAGCCCAGGACGACAGCAUACAGUAUUUCCCUGUUGGCAACGGAAAGGUCAUCUGUUCAGCGCCAACAGGUAUUGCGUUUGUUGAGCUCUGGACCGAAGGCGAUGACCUGUGCCGGCAAUUUGUUGAUUUUGCCAGCGCCGAUCCUCGCUAUAGCAGCAUACCACGACAAGUGACGCUGUCGGAGAGUGAUCUACGCAGUCGCCUUCCAGAAGACAAGAAGAAGUCCAAGUUGUCCCUGGAGAUUUUCUGCGGCGGUUCGCGGAAAGAGAGGAUUGAUGAUCUGGAUGACUUUUUGUCCAAGAAGAACAUCGUCAAUCUUCCGCAGGUCAGACAAGCACCCAAACGGGAUGAGGGAUUGACGAUGAACGCCUACAACAACAUGCUGGGACUCGGCAAGUCCUUCGACUCGCGUGUGGGCUUCAAAAGCAAGAAACUGGGCCAUUCGAAACUGGAAGGAUCCCAGCCAGAAGAAUUGAUACUGGAAAGCACUCACCUGCAAACCAAACUCUUGACCUCCGUCAAGUUCUAUUCUGGCUAUGCACUUGACGGAAUCGAAUUCUGCUACGAGGACGGACACAGCCAAUUGUUUGGCAAGAGAGGUGGUAAGGCGGGAGGUGAUGAAUUUUUCCUUGAUACUCGUCGUGGCGAAACCAUCCUCGGCUUCUAUGUCCGAGCUGGGUUCUGGGUCGAUGGUAUCGAAAUAUUGACGAGCAUCGGACGAAGGUCUGGUGUCUAUGGAAACGCUUCAGGAGGUUCAGGUCAUACCUUAAUGGCUCCUCGGGGUUACUCGCUUGCCGGCAUUGCAGGCACUUGCGGAGCAUGGAUAGACGGUUUUCAGAUCAUCAUUACGCGAUAA
This is a messenger RNA of Exophiala viscosa, 2421 nucleotides long. RefSeq names its product putative peptidase family-domain-containing protein. Gene Ontology annotation, cellular component: cytoplasm. The transcript has 5 exons. The record is from RefSeq and is a predicted model, not a curated record. Bases 1 to 2421 code for a protein of 806 amino acids. Lineage: Eukaryota; Fungi; Ascomycota; Eurotiomycetes; Chaetothyriales; Herpotrichiellaceae.